CCCUAAACUGUUCUUCUGGCUUACAUACAUACAAGCAGACGAAACCAUCAUCAUUCACUCAUACUCGAUCAAUCUCUCUUCUUUUCCACAACAAUUCUUUUGUUAAUUUUUGCAUUUGUAUAGUAAUCAUCAUGGAAGAGAUGUACGGCUUCAAUUCCAUGUCCGAUUAUACUAUUUCACCGGAGACAAACCUAAUAUCAUCGUCUGAGUACCACGGCGUUACCUCCACCUCCGUUGAUCAUUACCGGACGUUUUACGGAUCGGAUAAUCUAUUAUCGGCGGCUGCUUCCGUCAUAUCUGAAGCUGUUUCCCUGGCAGCCACUCCUCAUCAGAUUCUUCUUCCCAGAACUCGAAGCAGCCGACAACGUGAUCAGAAUAAAAACGAUAGUGAUCAUCAUCAUGUUGAUGUCUGUGAUGAUAUAAUCAAAGCAAAAAUCGCUUCUCAUCCUUUGUAUCCUAAGUUGCUUGAUGCUUUUAUCGAUUGUCAAAAGUUAGGUGCUCCUCCGGAAAUAGCAUCUUUGUUAGACGAAAUCCGUAGAGAAAAUGACGUUCGUUUGCGGAACGCCGCCUCAUCUACUUGCUUAGUAGCAGAUCCUGAGCUCGAUGAGUUCAUGGAAACGUACUGCCAGGUGUUAGUGAAGUAUAAGUCCGAUCUCGCAAGGCCUUUUGAUGAAGCUACUGUUUUCCUCAACAACAUUGAAACGCAACUGAGCAAUCUCUGUAAAGAUGAUGGAACCGUAUCAUCGGAAGAAGAAUUUAGUGGAGGAGAGACGGAAAACACCCAAGUGAGCCGAGAAGAGCAAGAACUGAAAGAUACAUUAUUGCGGAAAUUUGGUGGCCAUAUAAGUUCCCUUAGACAUGAGUUUUCUAAGAAGAAGAAGAAAGGAAAGCUCCCAAAUGAAGCAAGGCAAACUUUGCUUGAAUGGUGGGAUUCCCAUUACAAAUGGCCUUACCCUACGGAAGCUGAUAAAAUAGCGUUGGCGGAGUCAACGGGAUUAGAUCAGAAGCAAAUCAACAACUGGUUUAUAAAUCAAAGGAAGAGGCACUGGAAGCCAUCUGAAAACAUGCAGUUAGCAAUUAUGGGUAGUUUUUCUGGUAAUCAGGAUUUUUAUGAUGAUUGAAAUUCUUCACAGAAACUGUAUUUACGUGAC
Messenger RNA from Cynara cardunculus var. scolymus (artichoke), 1151 nucleotides. RefSeq names its product homeobox protein knotted-1-like 6. The transcript is spliced from 5 exons. The record is from RefSeq and is a predicted model, not a curated record. Gene Ontology annotation, molecular function: DNA-binding transcription factor activity, RNA polymerase II-specific; DNA binding. Bases 132 to 1121 code for a protein of 329 amino acids. Gene Ontology annotation, cellular component: nucleus. Gene Ontology annotation, biological process: regulation of DNA-templated transcription. Lineage: Eukaryota; Viridiplantae; Streptophyta; Magnoliopsida; Asterales; Asteraceae.